This is a messenger RNA of Aspergillus mulundensis, 1815 nucleotides long. Its product is annotated as putative isoamyl alcohol oxidase. The record is from RefSeq and is a predicted model, not a curated record. The transcript is spliced from 2 exons. NCBI's taxonomy places the organism in Eukaryota, Fungi, Ascomycota, Eurotiomycetes, Eurotiales, Aspergillaceae. The coding region runs from base 1 to 1815 and encodes 604 amino acids. Gene Ontology annotation, molecular function: FAD binding; oxidoreductase activity.
AUGAGGCUCCAGCUCUACCCUGCUGCGCUUCUCGCCACUGCAACGACCGUCCUGGCAGCCCCCUCCAACCGCACCUGCAAACUAACCCCUCACGAUGCAUCCUGGCCGUCUGUGUCCGAAUGGAACGGCCUCAACGCCACAAUUGGCGGCACCCUGCUGCAAACGACCCCCGCUGCUUCCUCCUGCUACACCGGGAACCCAUUUGGUGCAUCUACAAAUUGCACCGAUGUAACGGACCACUGGUCCUACGCUGCCUACCACGCGUCCUGGCCCGAGAGCAUCGACUACUCCAUCUUUACGAACCAUUCGUGUCUCCCGCCUGGCGUGGACGGGUAUACCAAGGAGCGUGGGUGCAGUAUUGGUGCGCACCCGGUGUACAUCGUCAACGCGACCAGCGAAAAGCAGAUUAGUACCGCGAUGCACUGGGCGAAUGAGCGGGAUGUUCGAAUUGUCAUUAAGGGGACGGGCCAUGAUAUGAGUGGACGGUCAACCGGUGCAUACGCCCUCUCCAUCUGGACACAUAACCUAAACCACUUCGCUCACGAUGCCCGCUGGCCCGUUCCUGGGACGAAUAAAACAAUCGACGUUGCGAUUCUCGGCGCCGGAAAUACCUGGGGCUCUGCGUAUACCGCUGUCCAUGCCAUCAACAGGACUCUUGUCGGCGGCGAAGACGCGACCGUUGGACUGGGUGGUCUUAUCCAGAAUGGUGGACACGGGCUGCUUUCGAGUACGCAUGGUCUUGCUUCGGAUAGUCUGUACCAAGUCACCAUCAUCACGCCUGACGGGCGUCGACUGGUCGCGAACGAUGUGCAGAAUACAGACCUCUUCUGGGCGGUCCGUGGUGCAGGGGGUGGACAAUUCGGCGUGGUUACGGAGUUUGUUAUCGCGACACACCCCGUCCCUGAAAGCGUUGUGACGGGUGGUCUUACAUUCUCCGCCGCCGCUGCAGGAACCAGCUCAAAUGCAAAUGUAAACGCCUCCUGGGCCGCGCUCGUCGAGACCGCUCGUCUAAUCCCGGACAUCAUGGAUGCCGGGCUCACGGGGACAAUCAUGGCAACGACGGAGUCAGGCCCGUCGGACGGCGUAAGCGGGAUCAUCAACCUGACGGGCUUCAACAUGACCAUUGCGUCGAUGAACGCCACGGUCGCCGAGCUCUCAACGCGCCUCCGGACUGCCUCUGGCGCUCAUGGCGAUCUCACCAUCGCCCUCCAAUCCCCCUCCUCGAAACCAUACUGGGCCUCCACAAAACCAGCCCCCCUCGCCAGUAGAUCCUGCGGCGCAGGCAGCAUGAUCUCCAGCCGUCUCCUCGGCCGCCGCGAACUGCUCGACAUCCCGCCCCCCAAACUCACAUCGUACCUGGAGCGAAUCCUCACACCGGCUACGCAAGGCAGCAGCUCAAUGGCCCUCUUCGGCCUGCAGGGCGGACGGGGCACCGCAUCGACACCCGAAGAAAGACGCGGAAGCACCCACCCCGCCUGGCGCCGCGCAUACGCGCACUUGAUGACCUACGGGGCUCCCGUGAAUGCCACCGCUGAUGCGGAGAGCGCUUUGAGGACGGGAGCGGAUUGGUAUGAGGAACACAUUGAGAGUGUUUGGAGGGAGUGGACGGGUGCGGACGGCGGGAGCUAUGCGAAUGAGGGGAAUGUGUUUAGUGGGACGUGGAAGAGGGACUUUUAUGGGCCUGCACAGAAUUAUGAGAGGCUUUUAGGGGUUAAGGGGGAGGUUGAUCCGUUAGGGAGCUUGUUUGUAUGGGGCGGUGUUGGGAGUGACAGUUGGGAGUAUGGGUUAAGGGAUGGGCUGCUUUGUCGGGUUUGA